AACGGGACCUUCUGAGUGGACACGUGAUAUUCUAGUGAUCUUUCACCGACUUCCAUCAGCUGCAAACAGGACUGUUUUUGGUACAGCAUCAGAGCACUACAGACCAUGUUCUCACGAGGAAUCACCAAGUUUAGUUCAUGCGCACGGCCGCUAUUGACUCGCAAGUCUAUCGCCCGUUCGGUUACCUACCGUGGGUUUGCUAGCGAGGCUGCUCCAGGAAUUGGCUUCGGUUUGACGGACGAGCAAAAGGAAUUGCAGGAGCUGGCUCGCAAGUUCACGGCGAAUGAAAUCAUUCCAAAUGCGGCUCACCACGACCGUACCGGCGAGUAUCCCACUGAGAUCUUGAAGAAGGCGUGGGAGGUUGGUUUGCUCAACUUGCACGUUCCCGCUGAGAACGGUGGUCUGGGUCUGGGUGUGCUGGACUGUGCUAUUGUGUCCGAAGAGUUGGCCUAUGGUUGCACUGGGAUUCAGACGGCUGCCGAGGCCAACGGACUGGCAGAAGCGCCUGUCAUUAUUGCUGGCAAUGCUGCACAGAAGCAGAAGUACCUUGGUCGUAUGACUGAAGAGCCCUUGAUGUGCGCCUAUUGCGUAACUGAGCCAGGAGCGGGUUCAGACGUUGCCGGGCUUCAGACCCGUGCGGUCAAGAAAGGUGACAAGUGGGUGAUCAAUGGCAGCAAGAUGUGGAUCACCAAUGGUGGAAAGGCGAACUGGUACUUUGUCCUUGCCCGAACCGAUGACAAGGCCUCCACUGGAAAAGCAUUCACUGGCUUUAUAGUUGAUGCUGAUACUCCUGGUAUUACUGUUGGGAAGAAGGAAAUCAACAUGGGCCAACGUGCGUCGGACACUCGUGGUAUCACCUUUGAGGAGGUUGUCGUCCCAGAAGAGAACGUCCUUGGUGAGGUUGGCGCUGGGUUCAAAAUUGCAAUGGGUGCGUUUGACAUUACGAGGCCACUCGUGGCCGCCGCGGCCGUUGGCUUGGCGCGCCGGGCUAUGGACGAAGCGGCGAAGUACUCUCUUGAACGUAAGACCAUGGGACAGCCUAUUGCUAAUCACCAGGCUGUUGCGUUCAUGUUGGCGGACAUGGCGAUUGGUACCGAUGCUGCCCGAAACCUGGUGUGGAAGGCUGCAUGGCUUCGCGAUCAAGGAAAACGAAACACCUACUACGCAUCAAUGGCGAAAGCCUUUGCGUCUGAAAUUGCAAACAAAAAUGCAGCUGAUGCAGUUCAGAUCUUUGGUGGAAAUGGUUUCAACUCUGAAUAUCCAGUGGAGAAGUUGAUGCGAGAUGCCAAGAUUUUCAUGAUUUAUGAAGGAACUUCCCAGGUUCAGAGACUGGUCAUUUCCCGAGGAGUCCUGGACAUGGCGAAGGCUGGGUAUGUGUACUAAGCAGAGAAUGGCAGGAUAGCUUAAAAUUGUUAUUAUAUGUAAUGAAUAGAUGCCUCUUUCUCUAACGUCGA
Molecule: messenger RNA, 1454 nt
Organism: Spizellomyces punctatus DAOM BR117
Lineage: Eukaryota; Fungi; Chytridiomycota; Chytridiomycetes; Spizellomycetales; Spizellomycetaceae
Exons: 7
Coding region: 106-1383 (425 amino acids)
Biological process (GO): fatty acid beta-oxidation; medium-chain fatty acid catabolic process
Cellular component (GO): mitochondrion
Molecular function (GO): flavin adenine dinucleotide binding; medium-chain fatty acyl-CoA dehydrogenase activity
Source: RefSeq, a predicted model, not a curated record